AUGGGACUCCCCAGUGGGCCUCUCGCGUCCCUCCUCCUCUUCGUCCUCCAGGUUUGCUGGCUGCCGCGCGUGGCCUCUGAGCCGUGCCGCGCGGACUUCGGGGUGGCUGAAGUGACCUUGGACGCGGGAGGCACGGAAUUGGAGCCAGGUCAGGCGCUGGAGAAAGUAUUCAUGGGCUGCCCUGAGCAAGAGUCAACUCUGCUUGGCACUGAUAAUGAUGACUUCACCAUGCUGAAUAGCAGGAUAGUCCAGGUAAAACACUCCUUGCAGGAAAGGAAGCCACUGAGAAUCUUUGCACCCAAACGCAUCUUACGAAGACGCAAGAGAGAAUGGGUGGUCCCGCCAAUAUCUGUCCCUGAGAAUGGCAAGGGUCCCUUCCCCCAGAGGCUGAAUCAGCUCAAAUCUAAUAAGGACAGAGGCACCAAGAUUUUCUACAGCAUCACGGGACCUGGGGCUGACAGCCCCCCUGAGGGUGUCUUCACUAUAGAGAAGGGGACAGGCUGGUUGUUGUUGAAUAAGCCACUGGACCGGGAGAAGAUUGCCAAGUAUGAGCUCUUUGGCCAUGCUGUGUCAGAGAAUGGCGCCUCAGUGGAGGAGCCCAUGAACAUCUCCAUCAUCGUGACUGACCAGAACGACCACAAGCCCAAGUUCACCCAGGAUAUCUUCAGAGGGAGUGUCUUGGAGGGGGUGCUACCAGGUACUUCUGUCAUGCAGGUGACAGCCACAGACGAAGAUGAUGCCAUCAACACCUACAAUGGGGUGGUUGCUUACUCCAUCCAUAGCCAAGAGCCAAAAGACCCACAUGACCUCAUGUUCACUGUCCACCGGAGCACAGGCACCAUCAGUGUCCUCUCCAGUGGCCUGGACCGGGAGAAAGUCCCCGAGUACACACUGACCAUCCAGGCUACAGACAUGGAUGGGGAUGGCUCCACCACCACAGCUGUGGCAGUAGUGGAAAUCCUCGAUGCCAAUGACAAUGCCCCUGUGUUUAACCCCCAGAAGUAUGAAGCCCAUGUGCCCGAGAAUGCAGUGGACCAUGAGGUACAGAGGCUGACAGUGACCGAUCUAGAUGCCCCCAACUCGCUGGCGUGGCAUGCCACCUACCACAUUGUGGGAGGUGAUGACAGAGACCAUUUUGCCAUCACCACCGACCCCGAGAGCAACCAGGGCAUCCUGAUGACCCAGAAGGGCUUGGAUUUUGAGGCCAAAAACCAGCACACUCUGUACGUUGAAGUCAUCAACGAGGCUCCCUUUGUGCUGAAACUUCCAACUUCCACAGCCACUGUAGUGGUCCACGUGGAGGAUGCAAAUGAGGCCCCCAUGUUUGUCCCACCCUCUAAAGUCAUCGAGGUCCAGGAGGGCAUCUCCAUCGGGGAACCCAUUUGUGUCUACACUGCCCAAGACCCUGACAAGGAAAAUCAGAAGAUCAGCUACCACAUCCUGAGAGACCCAGCUGGGUGGCUGGCAAUGGACCCAGAGAGUGGGCAGGUCACUGCUGUAGGCCUCUUAGACCGUGAGGAUGAGCAAUUUGUGAGAAACAACAUCUAUGAAGUCAUGGUGUCGGCCACGGACAAUGGGAGCCCUCCUACCACCGGCACAGGGACCCUCCUGCUGACACUUACCGAUGUCAAUGACCAUGGCCCAGUCCCUGAGCCCCAUCAGAUCACCAUCUGCAACCAAAGCCCUGUGCCCCAAGUGCUGAACAUCACGGACAAGGACCUGUUCCCUAACACCUCCCCUUUCCAGGCCCAGCUCACACAUGACUCGGACAUCCACUGGACAGCAGACAUCAAUGAAAAAGGUGACACAGUGGCCUUGUCCCUGAAGAAGUUCCUGAAACAAGACACAUAUGAUGUGUACCUUUCUCUGUCUGACCAUGGCAACAAGGAGCAGCUGACGGUGAUCAGGGCCACCGUGUGUGACUGCCACGGCCAUGUGGAAACCUGCCCUCAACCCUGGAAGGGAGGUUUCAUCCUCCCAGUCCUGGGGGCUGUCCUGGCUCUGUUGUUCCUCCUGCUGGUGCUCCUCUUGUUGGUGAGAAAGAAACGGAGGGUCAAGGAGCCCCUUCUGCUCCCAGAAGACGAUACCCGUGACAAUGUCUUCUACUAUGGCGAAGAGGGCGGUGGUGAAGAGGACCAGGACUAUGACAUCACCCAGCUCCACCGUGGCCUGGAGGCCAGGCCUGAGGUGGUUCUCCGCAAUGAUGUGGCACCAACCUUCAUCCCCACACCUGUGUACCGUCCUCGGCCAGCCAACCCAGAUGAAAUCGGCAACUUCAUCAUCGAGAACCUGAAGGCAGCCAACACGGACCCCACAGCUCCGCCCUACGACUCCCUACUAGUGUUUGACUACGAAGGCAGUGGCUCCGACGCCACCUCCCUGAGCUCCCUUACCUCUUCGGCCUCUGACCAGGACCAAGAUUACGAUUACCUGAACGAGUGGGGCAGCCGCUUCAAAAAGCUGGCGGACAUGUACGGUGGCGGCGAGGACAACUAGACCUGCCAGCAGGACCGGGAACUGAACUUCUGGCUGCAACAGCAUCUCCAAGGAUCUCAGUUCCCCACAGCCAAGGACUUUGGAGCUUGUCGGGAAGUGGCCUUAAACUUGGAGGGAAUAGGCUGACAUUGGAAGGGUUGGUUUCUCAGCCCUUCAAGAU
Molecule: messenger RNA, 2656 nt
Organism: Carlito syrichta (Philippine tarsier)
Lineage: Eukaryota; Metazoa; Chordata; Mammalia; Primates; Tarsiidae
Gene: CDH3
Product: cadherin 3
Exons: 16
Coding region: 1-2496 (831 amino acids)
Biological process (GO): cell morphogenesis; cell-cell junction assembly; multicellular organism development
Cellular component (GO): adherens junction; catenin complex; plasma membrane
Molecular function (GO): calcium ion binding; cadherin binding
Source: RefSeq, a predicted model, not a curated record